AUGGCUGACGGUACAGAAGGUGGUGGCAGAAUCGUGCCUAUUGUUUCCCGUUCGCAGUCCUCCCCCAAAGCUCCUGAGGCAGUCUCCAAAAGGACGCGGAAGGGUAAACGCAACGGGUUGUUCUCAGAGCCCGAAUGUCUUCAUAUCCCCUGUUUGGACGACUUAGGGCUUUAUGCGCUCCCAACUGAAGGCGAUGGCAUACACCUGCUUUCCUCAUCGAACAAUACUGAGAAAAGCCGUCAAUUGAUCGUUCUAGGCAAUUGUCUGUAUUAUGCCCUGUCCGACCAAGUCUACGGUGAUUUCACCCAUGGAGAGGAAAUCCGUACGCGUCUCGCAGAUCACAUGUCUGAAAAUAAAGAGUAUUUCAUGAGUUUUAUUGCUGCUUCAGGCGGAGAGCGUCGAGCUCCUAGAAGAGCUGCCUCAUUGGCUGUGAGAUACUCGUCUUGCCCUUCAUUGCCUUCGACCGCGAACCGGCCUUCCGCAAAGGAUCACGAGCAGAGUUUUGAUACAAAGGUGGCAUACAGCCGGAAGAGUGGGGUCUGGGGAGGGGCUGAGGAGAUCCAAGCCUUUUGCCAGUCGUUCAAGCUUGAUGUGAACGUGUACACAAUGUACGGCGUCCAACGCUUUCGGGACGUAAAUGCUCCUGAGGGUGAGGAAAGGGCGACGGUUCAUAUUGCCUUUCAUGAUUUUAAUCAUUAUUCCUCCGUUCGUCACAAGGAUGGUCCUCAUACUGGCCCCCCAUGUAUUCCGAAGAAGCUCAAAGUCAAAAAGGAGGAGAGACACGCGGAAAGAGCCAAUAGCGAUACCGCUGUGGACAUGGCCACACCCUGGAAGAUAUCCGUCAUUCAGGAAGGUCUCGGUGGGAAGUACACCCGAGAGACUAUAGUCGACAUGCUCCAGCAGUGUCGCGGCAAUAUUGAUAGAGCCUUCUUCAAUCUGAUUGAUGAGGACGGUGCCCAAACAGACACUAUGGCCCCGAAAAUGCCAUUGAGACAGUUGCUUCAUGAUUCACGCUCGUCAUCUCCUUUCAGCACAGGAAGUAAACGCUCUGCGGAAAGUGACCCCGAAGAAGAAGAUCCUCGGCCCGCAAAUCGGCGUGCUCGCGGUCGAGGACGCGAACAGAAGAAACGAAUCCUACCUGAUGUCACUGUUGGUAUUGCCUUUAGAGACGAUCAGAAUGAUUUGAUCUCCUUGCGACUACGAGUUAGCCCUGAUAUGGAGUCCAAGGAUGCUGCUACAGGCAGUCAUCCAGAAACAAAUCAAGAUAGUGGACGCGAGACUGAGCAGCGAGUCUCACGCGAACAUCAAACCGAACCUAUCCGUGGCAAGUCCCUUCGACGUAGCUGUCGCACCACGAAAAUUCGCAAUCUAAACGAAGGAUCCUAAAGAAGACCUACCCUUGACCAAAACAAACAUUCUAUCAAACCUCCUUUUUGCAGCUUUUAGCCUUUGUGGGUUCCAUCAAAAAAGCGAACUUCCAUGAGGCAGCCCUCAAACAAACCCUUUCUCAUUCGUGAAUCAGAACUAGCAUUUGUCACAGCGUGGUUUAGAAAUUCAUACAUAGCAUUACGAGCGCAUUGGGUUUAUCGAAUCGGCAUUUCAUUUCGCCAUUGCAUCGGAGCAGGUGGCUAAAAUUUUGCUUUCCUUUACCUUUUUUUUUUUUUUUUUUCUCCCCUAAAAAGACACGGCUGUGCCGGGAACCUCCCACAUUCACCCCUUCCUUACUACAUAACCAUCUCUCUCUAUCCCAUCACCCUUUCUCUUUUGUCUUUGUCUACCCUCCAUGAAAAUACACGAUAUGCUGUGACGAGGCGUUUUGGAUGGUAUGGUAUUGCAUUCUCCUUGCUAGCGAGUUCAGUCCAGUCCAGUUCAGUUCUAUGGAGGCGACCUGCUUUGCUUUGCUUUAACCCUACCACAAAAGAAAAAGUGUUAUCCGGCGCCUUCUCAUGCCCGGUUGUUGUUGUUUGCUUCUUCGGGAAAGAGGUUAUUAAUGAACUAUAGAAGACGCGUCUGAAGCGUCCAUGAAUUGUUGCUUAAUUGCUACGAUACUACUUACAAUUUAAUGUUGAAUUCCUGAAACCUCUUUUACCGUCUUGAUUUGAAUCUAUCUAUGCUUGAACUACAUCUAAAGAGAUAAGCGGACAGAGUAAUCCCCUUGUAACGUUCGACUAUUACUGCCAUAGUAACAGCAUCAUAGAUCCAACACAGUUUAUCUCAGAUAUCUACAUCCCUGCCUUGUAUAUACAUUCUAAACCAAACCAGACAGAAAGAAUCAUAAAUGCCUCCGUACCAUUAAAAAGAGACAACAUACCCACCUUCUCUCCCAACUCCGUGAUAAUGCAAUAUAGGAAACGGACAAAUAAUAACCAGAAAACAUGUAAACAUAAGAAAUCCGCAAAUGCCCAUGUACCGAGAUUCAUCGAACGAGAAGUAGGAAUAAAAAAAGUAAAAGAACAUAGCAAUCCAUUAUAAGAUGCCCAAUCAAAUCAUAAUAAAUGCAAGUAGGAGUGAGCGAGCCAGAAUCCAAAAAUAUGUCGUGCAUUAAUUCAUUCAUUUGGAAGGUGGUCGAGCUGGAGUGUUCGUUCCUUGAAAGAUCGAAUCGGGAAGAAACCUGGCCCCCGGUGAGCAGCAUAGACUAUACAAUUCAUCCACAUAGGUACCGGACGAUACGAUAUCGCCAGCUGCAACAACUGUUUGCGAUCCUUGUUUCUGGGAAGAAUGGACCAUGGCUUCGUCCAUGUGCGCGACGUCCACUCGCACCUCUUUGAAGACCGUGAUAUCACCGAGGGGGAAGCGGGAGGGCGUGACAAGAGACUCUUCCGAGACGCUGGAUGCUGAGGAGCCAGCGCGAUUGGUACCAGUUAGGUUUCGUAAUCGCUUUGAGGGCAGGAAGCGGGAAAGUGCACGGAUAGUGAGGGAGGGUGAGGAAUCCGUAGAUGUGGUGGACGGAGCCGCGUUGGUGUGGAUGAUCUCUUUGGCGAGGUCCCUGGCGAACAGGUCUCUGCCUAUAGACUGAUCGUGCAUUUGCUGCUCUGCCCUGAAUACGCUAAAAGGGGUAAAUGUGUAGUUGGAAUUCGAGACCCGAGUGUCGAGGUUGCUGACUGCGCAGAACGCCAAGAGGGUACAGGGGCGCCCAUUUGAGCUACGUGAAGGAGCGAAGAGAACACGCCCCGAAAAGCGCAAGACCGAAUUAAUAUCAGGUGGUAAUGAGGCAGAUAGAGCUUCAAUCGCUUCUCCCAUAAGCCCACGGAAGUUGUCUGUCUCCCCAUAGGCCUCUGCCGCACACCUGGAUUCUAACCAAUUGACGCAGGUUGGCAUGGUCCACCCAGUCAUGCGCAAGAUUACUCGCAUGUGUUGAGCUUUGAGAGAUUUCAUCGGCAGGGACGCGGAUGGUAGCGGAUUACGGGUUCCCCUGGCUGUUAGAAUCUCGAAAUUAUCAUUCACGGUCGGACGCAUCACGAAGGAAAUGAGGUGGACACCGGGUUCGAAGCUUCGUUCGGUAGUAGCAUAAUCUCGCA
Monascus purpureus is the source of this 3518-nucleotide messenger RNA. The record is from the annotation of a GenBank genome assembly. NCBI's taxonomy places the organism in Eukaryota, Fungi, Ascomycota, Eurotiomycetes, Eurotiales, Aspergillaceae.